AUGGCACUGCCUGGAUCCAUACCCACCUUACAGGCACAUAAUUCCGGCAACUACACCAGAGUCGACAAUGUCUUCUGUACCGACACACUCCUCGAGUGCGCAGUCACAUGCAACACGGUACCCUCCUUACAACCUAUGCUCACAGAUCACCUUCCUAUAUGUACAACCUUUGACAUCCGCAUACCAAUAGUGGAUCAACGAGAACGGUGGUGUUGGGCGAAGGUCAACUGGGACGACUUCCAGAAACGGCUGAAAGAACUCCUGGAAACGCUAGAACUACCAAGCGAAUUAACCACAGAGACGGACUUUUGGAGAGCACUACGGGAAUUUGAUGAAGUCACUACAAAGGUCAUAGCAGAACUCAUACCCAAAGCAAAACCCAGCCCUUACCAGCGCCGGUGGUGGAACGAAACCCUAACAGCAAUGAAAAGACGGACUAGCGCCCUAUCGGGAAAGUCACAUCGACACCGUUUUGAACGAGACCACCCUGUCCACGAGGACUUCUGA
This is a messenger RNA of Lentinula edodes (shiitake mushroom), 507 nucleotides long. RefSeq lists its product as uncharacterized. The record is from RefSeq and is a predicted model, not a curated record. The transcript has a single exon. Bases 1 to 507 code for a protein of 168 amino acids. NCBI's taxonomy places the organism in Eukaryota, Fungi, Basidiomycota, Agaricomycetes, Agaricales, Omphalotaceae.